UGCUUUUCAAACCAGAAAAGGGGACUUUUGAAAUCCUUUAUAAAUACAUGGUCAGUUGAUGAGAUACCCUCGGUCCUCCCAAGUUCAAGCUCCCAGUCCUCGCUCCAGUCUUGAGCCUUUGCUGUCUGCAAGCAUGUCGGAAGCAACUCUUCAACAUGCACCCUCCAAAGUCAUGGUUGACACGGAUUCGACAUCCAGUGAACCAGUGCCCACGCAAGCUGGUGUCAAAAAUGUAGAGGCCAUCAAGACCGCCUUUGGCAAGGUAGACUUUUGGGUCAUGUACAUUGGUCUUUUAUUAGUUGCAUACAUCUCCAGUCUUGACGGACAAUCAUUCUGGACACUCGAGCCUUUUAUCACAAGUUCCUUCUCCGCCCACUCCAUGCUAACCGUCCUUCCAAUCAUCAACCAAAUUAUCAACGCUGUAUCCAAGUUCCCCAUCGUCAAACUUGCCGAUACAUUCGGACGUAUGGAAGCCUAUAUUUUUAGUCUGGUGUGCUAUAUCGUGGGAUACAUUACAAUGUGUCUUGUAACAAACUAUUCAGGAUUUGCGGGAGCAUCUGUUUUGUAUAGCAUCGGAACAUCCGGUAUCUACAUGAUGCAACAGCUGAUCAUCGCUGAUACCACUACACUUGCCAAUCGCGGUUUUCUAUCAUCUCUCCCCGACUUUCCCUUCAUCAUCAACGCCUGGGUUGGACCCAUCUAUGCUGUUGCCUUCCUUCCCGACAACUGGCGCUGGACCAUGGGUAUAAUGAUCAUCCUCAUGCCCGUCGUAUCAGCUCUGGUCAUCGGUGGACUGUGGCAUGCUGAGCACAAAGCAAAAAAACUCGGCAAAGUCCGACCGGCUAUCCAAUGGAAUAAGAAUUUUGUUAUGGAGUUGGUUAUGGGAAUGGAUCUCGUCGGUGUGCUUCUGCUUGCCGGUGCAUGGUCUUUGAUACUGUUCCCGCUGCUACGAGCGACAUCUUACGACGACGGAUGGAGAAGUGGAUCCGUUAUUGCAAUGAUCGUUUCUGGUGUCGUUCUGCACGUACUACUCAUCUUUUGGGAAAAGUACUUUGCCACAUACCCCAUCGUUCCUGUUCGAAUGAUCAAAAACCGUACCGUCCUUGGCGGUCUCCUAUCUGUCUUCUUCAUCUUCAUGUCGUGGUUCCUGUACAACUCAUAUCUGACGUCCUAUCUCUACCUCACUCGUGGAAUUGACUUUGACAAGGCGCAAUGGAUCACGAACGGCUGGAUGUUUGCCUCUGUGGGGUCAUCCAUUCUUCUCGGUCUUGUCAUGAAGUUCCAUAAACGAUUUCUCAUUUGGGCAUAUAUUGGCGUCGCAAUCAAUAUGAUUGGCAACGGUUUGAUGGUGAACUUCAGAGGUCCCGAGAACGCAGCGGUCGAAAUUGUCUUUUCGCAAAUUCUGGCUGGGUUAGGUGCUGGGAUGAUUACCUGUGCCACGCAGGUUGGAGCGCAGGCCGCUGUCCCUCAUCAAGAUGUUGGUAUCGUUACAGGCAUAUAUCUCAGUAUCGCGGCAAUCGGAGGCGCCAUCGGCAGCGCCAUUGCAGGAUCUAUGUGGACCAACAUGAUGCCAAACCAACUUGCCGCCAAUGGGAUUCCUGCAGAUGCGCUAUCAGAGAUCCUUGGGGACGUCACUUUCGCCCGCGAAUCUUUGGCAGAAUAUCCCGGUAUUAGCGAUGCUUACACAUAUGUUACAAAGAGAAUCAAUAUUGUGUCGCUCUGUGUGUUGAUACCAAUAUUUGGAUGCCUGCUGGCAAUGAAGAAUCUACCUUUGCCCGAUGAUAAAGUUGCUGCUGGUGCCCCAUCAACAGGAAAGGAUGUAGACAGAGAAGAUGAGAUUCGGGUUUGAGUUUAGACCUUUAUUUGGCAAUUCUUUACAAUAGUGCCGAGCACCCCUUACGUUUAAUUUUCGGAAUGCACUAUAUGUAUAAAAUCUCAAUUUUAUGUACGAAGGGACCUUUGCUGUGGAGUUUUCUAAAGCGUCCGUUAAGAUAAAGCAAUUAUACAUGGCAAUACAAAUCAUAGAAUAACAAG
Messenger RNA from Spizellomyces punctatus DAOM BR117, 2034 nucleotides. RefSeq lists its product as uncharacterized. Bases 59 to 1849 code for a protein of 596 amino acids. The record is from RefSeq and is a predicted model, not a curated record. NCBI's taxonomy places the organism in Eukaryota, Fungi, Chytridiomycota, Chytridiomycetes, Spizellomycetales, Spizellomycetaceae. Gene Ontology annotation, molecular function: transmembrane transporter activity. The transcript is spliced from 7 exons. Gene Ontology annotation, biological process: transmembrane transport.